UGUUAACUAACACAAUAAACGUAAAAUGUGAAAAAAAUAUUUGAAACGAUUAGAAAAAAUCAUAAUGUAAGCCAAUUCCCGUAUAAAAAAUGAAAUGACGGCACGCCAAUCUUAUUUGUUAGUAAUCUCAUCAUGUAUAGAAAUUGUCUCCAAAAUUUCUUGAAGAACACUAAUCCUGCAAACGCUGACCGACACUACGAUAGUUCUGAUUUUGAAGACGGCGAUAUGGUAGCCUCAGUAGCCUCGAAGCGUGGAACCCACAGUUUUUUAAUCACUGAACCCACAUAUCCUGACCUUACACGUGAAGUUCAUGAUGCUGUUAAGCAUACAAGCUAUGAAGAAACAAGACAUAUGAGAUAUAAUAGAAACGCCGUUCAAGAAACUACUUGUCGCGACACCAGAGAGACACACAGACACACAAAACACAGAAAUAAAGAGAGUAAAAAUUAUACAUAUAAAAGCAAAGGCGAUGCCGUCAACAACAUUGUAAAUAAUACAAGCUCGAGAUGUUUAAUUCGCAAUAAAGUUUUGCCAGUUUUAUCAGUAAUAUUUAGACGCUCUUCUAAUAACAAAAAUAUAAAAGCCAAACGUUUGGAAAGCAUUGAUGAAGAUAGGCUUUUAGAUAAAGAUGCAAAUAACAGUGAUUAUUGUGUAAAUUGCAAGCGAAGAGAGAAUAAUAUAAAUAAUGAAAAUAGUCAAAUAAAACAGCGGAAUAAACAUCGUUAUAAUAAUGCUGUGAAACCAGUUUAUGCCGUUGCAGAUACUAGUCACAAUUUUCUAUUUUCAAGUCAAGCGAAUCGUAGUCCGUUAGUAAGAUAUAAUCGAAAUAACAAGUUUUUAAACUCAUCGAUUAAUAUAUCCUCGUCUUCAGGAUCCGACGUUGAUUUAAAGCAAAUGAAUACAAAAAGGCAUUUAAGAAAAAGAGAGAAUAAAGUAACAAAUCAAUACGAUACUUAUCAAUGUCAAAAUCAAUCACAACGAAUAGAGCACAAAGAGCUCCAGUUUCCUUCUAAGUAUAGGCCUUGUCAAGUUGUCGCAAAUGCAUCAUGUCAAUUUAGUUCGAACAAUAAUAGCGUUAAUAGUAAAACAUCAUCAUCGUCUAGUUUUUGGGAUUAUUUAGCAGUUAAGCUAAAUAGGAAGCGGCAGAAGGCACCCAUGGACGAUUGUUGUUGCACUGCUCAACAAUGUAACGCUGAAAAUUGUCUGAAUUUAAAUACUGUGAAAAUUCCACAAGAUCAUUUACCAACAGGAACUGCAAAUUACGAGCCAACUCCUGGAAACAUAAGUGGCAGACCUAGCCCCUUGAAGAAGAUAGCUCGUGGACUUGUUUCACCAAAAAAGAGAAGUAGUAGUGAAGCUGUUGAAUGUAAAUGUAAAUUACAUCAGGGUAAACAGUUCAAGCCUUCUUCACCACAAACUGAUCCAACAAUGCAACAGACAUCGGCACAACAGCCUAUUCCAAAUUGCCAACAAUCACAUGAUGCUAUUACAAACAAUUUGGCAGCUAAAUACAACGGUGAAAUACUUUGCAUACAUAAUCCACCAUGCGUGCUAAUUAAUGGAUGUCUUAAUUUGCCUCCACGGUGUGCUGAACCAUCAAAUUAUUGGCUUGUCAGUACACAUACUAACACCAACUUUUACGAUGAGAACCCCAAAGAAACCUCGCCAAAUAAAGAUAAAGAACCUGAUCUAUACUCACCUCCAUACUCCAAUAUUCAGGAAUGCCUACCUGAGUUUAGAUCUGAGAAGAUUGUGCAGAGUGUCUGUAAUCAUAUUCCGCCGUGUGAAGUUGUACGUGGUUGUUUUAAGGCAAAGUAUGAUCCUAAGCUUAAGGAUUCCUGUGUGCAUGUACCAAUGUGUGAAAAACUACCUCAAUGUGUGACAGCUGACGGGUUAAUUGCGAAGAAUAAGUUGUGUAGUCACAACCCCAAAUGCUUCGAACUGCCUUUGUGUUCUCAGAAAUUUUUAACGUUAACAGCGAAGGAAGACAUAAGUACCCAGGUUCAGCCUAAAACUAAAUUUUUGUGCCGUCAUAAACCACCGUGUAUUAUGAUACCAAAGUGCUUAGCUCGUGCUCUGUGCGGCGACUACAUCCCACGGGAAGCCAUCCCCGAUUGCGUCCAUUGCCCGACUUGUGAACUGAUUCCGGCGUGUUGCAGGAAAGCUGCUAAAGAAUUAAUGUGUCUCUCCACAUUAAUGGAUGAAGGGAUAUCUCUGAAGAUGCCUCAGUUACCUUUACAUCACAAGAAGCUUCUAUUAAAGCUACUUCAGGCGAAAUGAUGAGCGCGUCCGGAAAGGAUUCAAUAGAAGCCUUAUGUCCACUU
Molecule: messenger RNA, 2324 nt
Organism: Leptidea sinapis
Lineage: Eukaryota; Metazoa; Arthropoda; Insecta; Lepidoptera; Pieridae
Exons: 2
Coding region: 133-2280 (715 amino acids)
Source: RefSeq, a predicted model, not a curated record